Messenger RNA from Oreochromis aureus, 2110 nucleotides. RefSeq names its product eukaryotic translation initiation factor 4ea (gene eif4ea). Gene Ontology annotation, cellular component: cytoplasm; eukaryotic translation initiation factor 4F complex. Gene Ontology annotation, biological process: translational initiation. Gene Ontology annotation, molecular function: translation initiation factor activity; RNA 7-methylguanosine cap binding. Lineage: Eukaryota; Metazoa; Chordata; Actinopteri; Cichliformes; Cichlidae. The record is from RefSeq and is a predicted model, not a curated record. Bases 23 to 751 code for a protein of 242 amino acids. The transcript has 8 exons.
UUUUGUACGUAUUUCCUUGCGCAUGCGUGUUGUACGUACCAGACGACCCAAUCCAAGCUAUUUUAACACACGGCGAAAAACUCAAAGUGAUUUCCAGAAGAUGGCGACCGCACUGGUGGCGUCAAAUUCAGUUCCUGCAAAUGGUGAAACUGAGAAAUGUGAAACAGCUGUUCAGAAGGUUGUGAAUCCUGAAACUUACAUCAAACAUCCAUUACAAAACAGGUGGGCUCUUUGGUUUUUCAAGAAUGACUGUACAUUUGCGCCGCUGUGUGUUUUUGUACUCAUCUCCAAAUUUGACACUGUGGAGGACUUCUGGGCAUUAUACAAUCACAUUCAGCUGUCAAGUAACUUGAUGUCUGGCUGUGACUACUCUUUGUUUAAGGAUGGGAUUGAGCCCAUGUGGGAAGAUGAAAGGAACCGGCGAGGCGGCCGCUGGCUGAUAACUCUGUCUAAGCAGCAACGUAAAUCAGACCUGGAUCGGUUCUGGUUGGAGACGCUCCUGUGUCUUGUUGGAGAAGCUUUUGACGACUACAGUGACGAUGUUUGUGGAGCUGUCAUUAAUGUUAGAGCCAAAGGCGAUAAGAUCGCUAUAUGGACUACAGACUAUGAAAAUAAAGAGGCCAUCACACACAUAGGGCGUGUGUAUAAAGAGAGGCUAGGCGUUCCGCCAAAAGUGAUCAUUGGUUACCAGUCACAUGCAGACACGGCCACAAAGAGUGGCUCAACAACCAAGAACAAGUUUGUUGCCUGAGGAUCUGAGGAUUAUCAACCAAGCCUUCUUGUGUUUCCAAAUAGAUUUUCUGUAUUUUUUUUUUCUUUUUUUUUCUUUUUUUUUUUUUUUAAAUUGAAUGUAACUGCGAUCUUUGGAAAAACAUUGGGGAAAAGGGAUAAAAUAGCUUCUUUUUUUUUUGUGUUUUUGUUUUUGGUCACUUAUCACAUGUUUGGGACACUUAAAGGUGAUGGUGUGAUAAAGAUGCCUUUUUUUUUUUUUUUUUUUUCUUUUUAUCCCAUUUGCAUCUGAAUACUUUGGUAAAGGUUAAUUUGGUGUAUUUUUAGCUAUUUUUGUUAAAGUACUCAACAUUAAAGGCAUAUAAAAUAAAAAUGUGUAGUUUAAUAAACUGGUACUGUACUCCUAUAGCAAAUUUACAGUAACAGCAUAGGGAUUUAAAAUGUUUACAUUGGAAUUGAAAUUAAACAAAUCCAAGUAAUGCGUUGACAUCAGAGGCUACUCACUGUAGAAGCAAGGCAAUACUGACAUUGUUGCCAUUGACCCACUUUGGGUGUCAAGUCACGUUGUUGGUGCUUUUUUGAAACGCCACCCAAGCAUGAUGUGCAAUACAUAUUUUUAAUUUUCUUUUUUUGGGAGGGGGUGGCAUGUGAGUGUCUAAAGAGUUCAAACUUCACAUCUCUGUAUUGAGAUCAACAUCAAUGUUCCAUGAUAGAUAAAAUUUAUUUUCUUUGGCCAAAGCAUGUGUUCGGUGCAUGUGUUUUCCAAAACAUGCGUGUUAUACAGCCUUUGUUUCUUGAACUGAACAGCCAGGCUGUUCACGUUUUUGCAGGGUAUUUGUUUCUAGAACAUAAAGCUUUGUUAAACAAUGCAAACAGUUAUUUCCAUUCCACAUUUUUGUGACAAAAUAAAUAUUGUUGGAUGAAACUGUGCCUUUAAUGUAAAACCCUGCCUGAUAUUUCUAAAUGUACAGAGCGGAAAUGUAAAUAAACUUGUACAGUGUCUUUUUUUUGUCAACAUAGUGUCUUCCAUAACUUGUCAGAAAAUGUUUUAAAGCCUCUACCAAAGCACGCAACGGUGGGUUAGGAGAAGUUACUUUUUUUCUGCACUGCAAAUGUCUUUUAUGAAAGCAACUGAGAUUUCAGGAAAAAGGUUUGAUUCUUGUGUCCGAACUUAACUUUGCUGCUUCAUGACGUUCUUUGUUUGGCGUUCAUUCAGUGAGGAAAGAAUUGUGCUAAUUUUUUAAGAGACACACUGCUAAAAUGCUUUCAGUCUUAAAUGGUGUGUUGAAUGAGGGGUUUUUUUUUUGUUGUUUUUGUUUUUUUGAUCCUGUGAUACCCUGUUCACCAUUUAAAAAAUAAAAAUCACAUGACUUCUCUGAGA